Topomyia yanbarensis is the source of this 817-nucleotide messenger RNA. Its product is annotated as protein dj-1beta-like. Gene Ontology annotation, molecular function: protein deglycase activity. Lineage: Eukaryota; Metazoa; Arthropoda; Insecta; Diptera; Culicidae. The transcript has 5 exons. Gene Ontology annotation, biological process: guanine deglycation, glyoxal removal; protein deglycation, glyoxal removal. The record is from RefSeq and is a predicted model, not a curated record. Gene Ontology annotation, cellular component: nucleus; cytosol. Bases 175 to 744 code for a protein of 189 amino acids.
CGACUGAGCUUAACUGGGAAAUGUACAUUUUUAUGAAAAUGAAAUGUGAAGAUAUUUGAAAAAUAUACCUGGUAUCCCUGGCGAGCACUGCUUCAUAUUAUUUUUCAGUUGGCUGUAGGAUCAGUACUUGCUUAAAAUAUCUUUGGAGUAGUUUUCCUUUUGGAAGUUUUAAUCAUGUCGAAAAAAUUGCUAAUGUUGCUGCCCCACGGCGCAGAAGAAAUGGAAUUCGUCAUUGGUGUUGACGUUUUGCGAAGAUGCGGCGUGACCGUAACUAUAGCGGGACUUGGGGAUACCAAGAUUAAAUGUUCUAGAGAUGUAAUCAUCCAUGCCGAUACAACACUCGAUGAUGCAUCUAAGACAGACUACGACGCUAUAGUUCUUCCUGGUGGUCUUGGUGGAUCCAAAGCCAUGUCAGAAUCUUCUCAACUGGGAGAUAUUUUGAAAACAUUUGAAUCAAAUGGGAAACUGAUUGCUGCGAUUUGCGCAGCUCCAAUGGUUCUGCUGGCUCAUUCAAUUGCCCUUGGUAAAUCGAUAACAUCGUACCCAUCGUUUAAGGACCAACUCUCAGGCAAAUAUAAGUAUAUCGACGAUAAAAUAGUCGUGGUCGAUGGAAAUUUAGUGACCAGUCGGGGUCCCGGAACGGCAUUCGAUUUUGCCUUGAAACUUGGAGAAAUCCUAGUUGGCGCGGACAAAGUGAAGCAAGUUGCAUCAGGAAUGUUGUACAACAUGAACAUUCAUAAUUAGAGAAAUCAGAUUUCGAAGGACUGUACUGCUUAAGAUGAAAAUACACAUGAUAUAGUUAUCGUUUUCACGACAA